Molecule: messenger RNA, 903 nt
Organism: Symbiodinium natans
Lineage: Eukaryota; Dinophyceae; Suessiales; Symbiodiniaceae
Source: the annotation of a GenBank genome assembly
AUGAGCCGCGAUGGUAUUGUCAAUCGUGCUUUGAAAAUCAUUUGUGAGCCCAUUUCGGCCCUGGACGUUGCAAGCGCCACGAAGAAGAAGAAGGGCGGGGACUCGGCGACCGCCCCCAGUCGGAUAAAGAAGGACUUGCAGGCUGCCAUCAACCAGGUGAAGCGAUUCGAUGAGGCCAACGAGCAAGAUCGGAUCCUCUUCAUCGGCAGCACGUCCAGGCCCUUCGCUGAGGGCGUGGACACCCAGGGGCUGAAAGACUCCUUCGAUGAGAAGGUUUGGGUCAGCUUUCCGGAGUACGGCAGCCGCGUGGUCCUCUGGCAACAGUUCAUGGAGGAGCACGGCGUCACAGUCGACACCAGCAAGCUGAACAUCUCCACCUUAGCGAGAGUCAGUGAGGGCUACCCUGCAGGCUCCAUCAAGCAGACGAUCGACCGGGUGCUGACCGCGCGGCGCGUGCAGCAGCUGAAGAACCGUCCGCUCAAGGUCCAGGAGUUCAUUGGGCCAUUGUCGCGGACGUCCUUCUGCUGGAAGGAGGAGCUGGAUCAAUUCCGCGAGUUCGACCACCUCGUUACCGGUGAGAAGGCCAGAGAAGAGGCGAAGAACGCCCCGCCCGAGGCCGCUCGUGUUGAAAAAUUCCGCACGGACUCCUGUCCCCACGACAACACCCAGGCCAACAACUUCUGCCAACCUCCCUCCCGCACAAAGCAGAACGCAGCCCACUACCCAGGAAGCCAGAUCAUGGUCGACGAAGAAGAAGCACAACUGUACCGUGCCUGGGAGUACAUGGAAAAUCCUCUGGCCGAGCACAGCGAUGACUUGGAGAACGGUUUGCACACCGGAAGCCCCGUGAUGAAAUUCGACUCCAUCUGCAUGUCGUUCGUUAUGGCAUACCGGGGUGGCUGA